Hypomesus transpacificus is the source of this 1871-nucleotide messenger RNA. RefSeq names its product rabphilin-3A-like. NCBI's taxonomy places the organism in Eukaryota, Metazoa, Chordata, Actinopteri, Osmeriformes, Osmeridae. The record is from RefSeq and is a predicted model, not a curated record. Gene Ontology annotation, cellular component: membrane. Gene Ontology annotation, molecular function: small GTPase binding. The transcript has 15 exons. Gene Ontology annotation, biological process: intracellular protein transport. The coding region runs from base 98 to 1813 and encodes 571 amino acids.
GGGCAACUGGACCACGCAGCCAGGCCCUGGUCCAGGUCCCGAUCUGACAAACGAGGAGAAGGAGAUCAUCAACAAUGUGAUCGCCCGGGCUGAGAAGAUGGAGGCCAUGGAGCAAGAGAGGAUUGGGCGCCUGGUGAACCGUCUGGACGACAUGAAGAAGACGGUGUGUGGUGACGGCGUGUCCCGCUGCCUGCUGUGCGGAGAGCAGCUGGGCCAACCGGGGGUCAGCUCAGUGGUCUGUGAGGACUGCAAAAAGCACAUGUGUACUAAGUGUGGGGUGCAGAGCGCUGGCCGGCCUCGCCCCGUGUGGCUCUGCAAGAUCUGCAGCGAACAGCGAGAGGUGUGGAAACGCUCUGGAGCCUGGUUCUUCAAAGGCUUCCCCAAGCAGUUCCUGCCCUCACCCAUGCCCAUAUCCAAGUCCAGAGAAGCAAGUGCCCAGCAGGCAGCAGGCGCCCAGACCCCACCGGUCCCUAAGCCCCAGACCCAGGCCAAGACCCAGGCCAAGACCCAGGCCAAGACCCAGGCCAAGACCCAGCCCCAGGCCCCAGGACCGGAGCCCCAGAGCCGUGCUGGGUACCCACCUGUGGCCGUCAAACCAGCCCAGGUGAGCGUGGCGCCGGGCGGGGCCGGGGCUGCCGAGGGCGGGGCUCAGAGCAGCCCAGCGGUGCUGAAGAAAACGAUGCCGGUUCAGAGCUCCAGACCUCAGGCCGCGACGCCGGCCGCCCAGAACGAGGCAGGAGGAUACUCCACCAGCACUGCCUCAUCAGAGCAGAGGGCGCCCCCUGCAGCCUGGGAGGAGAGGAGGCAGCCUGCGGUUCAAAACCCCCCUGCGGCUCGGCAGCAGUCCCCCACAGGGGAGGAGGAGGACGAGGCCAACAGCUACGACUCGGAUGAAACCACUACGCUGGGAGCCCUGGAAUUCAGCCUGCUCUACGAACAAGAGAGCAACAGCCUCCACUGCAGCAUACUCCGAGGAAAGGGACUGAAGCCGAUGGACUCUAACGGGCUGGCCGACCCUUACGUCAAGCUGCAUCUGCUGCCAGGGGCCAGCAAGUCUAACAAACUACGCACCAAGACUCUGAGAAACACCCGCAACCCGGCCUGGAACGAAACCCUGGUCUAUCACGGCCUCACGGAGGAGGACAUGCAGCGCAAAACUCUCAGGCUCUCUGUGUGUGACGAGGACAAGUUUGGACACAACGAGUUCAUCGGAGAAACCAGAGUGGCUCUGAAGAAACUGAAGAUGAACCAGAAGAAGAACUUCAGCGUUUGUCUGGAGAGAGUGGUUCCUACGAAGAAGACCGCAAGUGCAGGAGCAGCGAGAGGCAUCUCACUUUAUGAGGAUGAGCCUGGGAAGGACAGUGCGGAGGCUGAGGAGCGCGGCCGGGUCCUUAUCUCCCUGAUGUACAGCACCCAGCAGAGCCGCCUGCUGGUGGGGGUGGUGCGCUGCGUCCACCUGGCCGCCAUGGACGCCAACGGCUACUCCGACCCGUUCGUCAAAAUAUGCUUGAGACCUGAUAUGGGGAAGAAGGCCAAGAACAAGACUCAGAUCAAGAAAAAGACACUAAACCCAGAGUUCAACGAGGAGUUUGGUUAUGACAUCAAACACGGCGAGCUGGCCAAGAAGACUCUAGAUAUCUCUGUGUGGGACUAUGACAUAGGGAAGUCCAAUGAUUACAUUGGAGGUUGCCAGCUGGGCAUCACCGCUAAGGGAGAGAGGCUGAAGCACUGGUACGAGUGCCUGAAGAACAAGGACAAAAAGAUUGAGCGCUGGCACACUCUGCUGAACGAGAACCACGUCUCCAGCGACUAAUCUCCCCAAACGAGCCUUCUUACCUUUAGUUCUGCCCCUCUCUCAACCCAACUGUCCU